Molecule: messenger RNA, 1173 nt
Organism: Penicillium cinerascens
Lineage: Eukaryota; Fungi; Ascomycota; Eurotiomycetes; Eurotiales; Aspergillaceae
Product: C2H2-type zinc finger protein
Exons: 2
Coding region: 1-1173 (390 amino acids)
Biological process (GO): regulation of transcription by RNA polymerase II
Cellular component (GO): nucleus
Molecular function (GO): RNA polymerase II cis-regulatory region sequence-specific DNA binding; DNA-binding transcription factor activity, RNA polymerase II-specific
Source: RefSeq, a predicted model, not a curated record
AUGGCUUCCCGAGACGGUUCCCCCUUUUCCUCAGUCGGCUUUGCCGAGGAGUCAGACCACGAGUCCAUCAAGCAAGAAAGCCGCGCCCAGUCACCAACAGGAUCCCACAUGCCUGCAUCCAAGCGCAGACGCACAGGCGUCGCUUCCUGGGACCGACAGACACCACUGUCCUCCGUCCAAGAUGAAAUCCCCCCACCCUCCCCCACAGCCUCCAUCUCCUCCGACAGCUCCGGAGACGUCCCAAACGAACCCAGCCUCCUGGGCGUGCUGGGUAACAACCAAGACGACGAUUACACCGGCCAGAGCACCGACCAGGUCACCAUAUGUCGCUGGGAUGGAUGCAGCGCAGGCGAUCUGGGGAACAUGGAUGGCCUGGUGCAGCACAUCCACAACGAGCAUAUCGGCAGCCGACAGAAGCGGUACUCGUGCGAGUGGACCGACUGCUCCCGUAAAGGCCAAACGCACGCCAGUGCAUAUGCACUGCGCGCUCACAUGCGGAGCCACACUCGAGAGAAGCCCUUCUACUGCACCCUGCCCGAAUGUGACCGUAACUUCACCCGCUCAGACGCCUUGACGAAGCACAUGCGCUCCGUCCACGAAACAGAUACCCUACGCCCAUCCGACCUCAAGGCAAAUGCCGGCGCCCUCGGAAAUGCCGCAGGCACACCGGCCUCGAAACUGCAGCGCAUUCGCCUGAAGCUCUCGCACCCGCCCAAAGAACCCGGCGCCGAGUCCGAGCCUCAUGAAUCCAUCCUAUCCACAGGCGCCGCCGAUGACGAGGACUCAACAAUGCCAGAGUUCGGACCCGAGCUCGGCUUCGACGACCACGAGCUGGCCAUGCGCCCGCACGACUUGUACCGCCUGCUGCGGCGACAGAUCCACUGGGCGGAGAAAGAGUCCGCGCAGCUGCGCGCCGAAUGGGAUAAUAUCCGGCCAAAGCGCGAGCAGUCUUGGCUUGAGAAGGAGGCUAUCUUUGACGAUGUCAUUGACGGCGAGCUGAGGCUGUUCAGUGCUAUUGUCGGUGGUAUUGGCGGUCCUGCUGCGCCGACGACGAAUCUUUCAACUAGUCUGCAGAAGUUGCAGCAUCAGCAGCAGCAGUUUAGGAAUCAGCAGGAGCAGGAGCAGAUGCAGGCCAAGGCUGCGGAGGCCGCUGAGGUUAAUGCUGCUGCUUGA